Molecule: messenger RNA, 2194 nt
Organism: Nicotiana attenuata
Lineage: Eukaryota; Viridiplantae; Streptophyta; Magnoliopsida; Solanales; Solanaceae
Product: RNA polymerase sigma factor sigA-like
Exons: 10
Coding region: 315-1841 (508 amino acids)
Biological process (GO): regulation of DNA-templated transcription; DNA-templated transcription initiation
Molecular function (GO): DNA-binding transcription factor activity
Source: RefSeq, a predicted model, not a curated record
UCAAUUUAAUUAUCGAAACAAAAAUGACCAAAUAAAAUUACGUAAAAUACAAAAGAAAUAACGAAUAUCAAUUCUGUUGCAACAAACUCAACUUCUCCCACCGCCAUUGCAACAGCAUUACUGUCACUUACUUCUCUUCAUUCUCUCUUAUCUGUAUUUUUUCUUUUAGCGAUUCAACUGCCAAAUCCAGGAAGCUGCGAAGUGAUUAAGGAGAUUAAUAUCAACAUAGCAACUUGGUCAUAUGUUGUUGUGAUUCAUCUACCUUGUUAGACGAUCGUGUGAUGGUCUUGGAUUUUUAGAAAGGCAUAGCCCUCAUGAUGGCCACAGCAGCAGUUAUUGGACUUAGUGCAGGAAAAAGACUCCUAAGCUCUUCCUUUUAUUAUUCCGAUCUUAUUGAAAAGCUAAAUUGUACCAGUGAUCAUAGUUUGCCCUGCCAUCAAGUUCCUUCUGUUAAGAAUGUGAUCAAUGCGAAGAAGUCAUCCGGUUACAGCCACAGUUGCGUAUCCAGUCGAAAACCACAAUCUGCCAAGGCUCUUAAAGAGCACGUGGACGUUACAGCCGACCCUUCUGAUGUGCCAUCCUGGUUUGAAAUGUUUGAACAAUUGCAAAAUGAAAGCGAUGAUGAGGACGAUUCGGUGGAGGUUCUCCUCUUGCUGCAGAAGUCUAUGCUUGAAAAGCAAUGGAAUCUUUCUCUUGAGCAGACACUGACAGCUUCUCCACAACAUGAAAAGAAAAGUAAGAAGAUGCAUAUUACUUGCUCAGGGACAUCUGCUAGGCGGAGGAGAAUGGAUUCUCGACAAAGAGUUCUUGAUCGACAUAGUUCAGCUACACCAACCAGUGCAGCCAAGCCACUGAGAUCAAUUAUUGGUCCAGAGCUACUUCAAAAUCGUUUAAAAGGUUAUGUUAAGGGUGUAGUAAGCGAAGAACUGCUCACACAUGCUGAAGUGCUUCAACUAUCCAAAAAAAUUCAAGUUGGCCUUUAUUUGGAAGAGCAGAAAUCCAGGCUUAAGGAAAGAUUGGGAUGCGAGCCUUCUGAUGAUCAACUUGCUGUUUCCUUGAAAAUGUCACGUACUGAUCUACAAUCUACAUUGAUUGAGUGUUCCUUGGCAAGAGAAAGGCUUGCAAUGAGCAAUGUUCGUCUUGUCAUGUCAAUUGCUCAAAGAUAUGAUAAUGUGGGUGCUGAAAUGGCUGACCUCGUUCAGGGAGGCCUUAUUGGGCUGCUUCGUGGGAUAGAGAAAUUUGAUCCCUCUAAAGGAUACAAAAUCUCAACUUAUGUUUAUUGGUGGAUUCGCCAGGGUGUCUCGAGAGCGCUGGUUGAGAAUUCACGAACCUUAAGAUUGCCAACAUAUCUGCAUGAAAGACUCAGUCUAAUCCGUAAUGCAAAGACGAGACUUGAAGAGAAGGGAAUAACUCCAUCUGUAAAUAAUAUAGCUGCAUCCCUAAAUAUGUCCCAGAAGAAAGUCAAAAAUGCAACUGAGGCAAGCAGCAAGAUGUAUUCACUUGACAGGGAAGCAUUUCCCUCUUUAAAUGGUCUCCCUGGAGAAACCCUUCAUAGUUACAUCGCUGAUAACCAUCUGGAGAACAACCCAUGGCAUGGUGUCGAUAUAUGGGCACUCAAGGAUGAAGUAAACAACCUCAUUUCAUCAACUCUUAGGGAUAGAGAGAGGGAGAUCAUCCGACUGUACUAUGGUCUGGACAAUGAAUGUCUCACCUGGGAGGAUAUUAGUAAAAGGAUAGGUUUGUCCAGAGAAAGAGUCAGACAGGUGGGGUUAGUUGCACUUGAGAAACUAAAACAUGCUGCAAGGAAAAGGCAACUAGACGCAAUGUUGAUCAAACAGUGAUUUGGAACAUUUGCUGCGACUAUAAUACAAAUUGACUGUACAUAAAAUGUGAGAAACUUCCAUCUCCAACUUAUUUUUUUGAUAAGGAGAACGUACAGAUAAGGACCCGACGACAUUCUUGACCACCCGUCAACACCCCUCUCCCCAAAACCAAGCCCAAAAUUUGUAUGUGAAGAGACAGAAAGAUGUAGCAAAAUUUUUUGUGUCGGUAUAUUUUAGGAUGCCUGACGUGCAAAGAGCAAAGAGUUUGUUUGCUGAGAUAGGAGAUAAUUACAAGCAAAUGAUGUGGAUGUUUCCACUUUGAUUUUAUGCUGAUAGCUUAUUGUUGAUAAGAGAACAUAUAUGCUUCCCAA